Messenger RNA from Exserohilum turcica Et28A, 462 nucleotides. RefSeq lists its product as uncharacterized. NCBI's taxonomy places the organism in Eukaryota, Fungi, Ascomycota, Dothideomycetes, Pleosporales, Pleosporaceae. The transcript is spliced from 2 exons. Bases 1 to 462 code for a protein of 153 amino acids. The record is from RefSeq and is a predicted model, not a curated record.
AUGUCAUUACACAUCUAUCUGCCCACCCACUCAAAACUCGACGAACGAGUUGCAGAGCUGAAACUUGGUGACCACUCGGCACUUAGUACUGCAAAUUUCACUGUCCUUCGAUAUAAAGAAAAUGAAACUCAUAAAGCCAUCGUCGAUGAAGUUCUUCGGUCUAGAUUGAACGAUAUCGGCAAUGCGGUAGGAAAGCGCUUGAGCCGUCCGUCUAUGCAGCCAGAAAUUAUGCGCAACAUAUCUGGUUGCAUCACUACCAAGCGAGGGGAGAUAUUCGCUAUCGUACCUACUACUCCACUGCUUGAGACCCCUCAGCCAGCUACCAUCUAUCUUUGGAAGAACAAGGCGGAGAAGGUAGCGAAGCCGUUCGAGAAAGGAAUACACAUAGUGCUUGAGGAAGUUUCCUUCUCAGUGUCAGAUUCCGCUAAUUUUUGUGUACUACCAUUUCAGCACAAUCAUUAG